Messenger RNA from Prionailurus viverrinus (fishing cat), 9660 nucleotides. RefSeq names its product SRY-box transcription factor 6 (gene SOX6). The record is from RefSeq and is a predicted model, not a curated record. Bases 632 to 3202 code for a protein of 856 amino acids. Gene Ontology annotation, cellular component: nucleus. Gene Ontology annotation, biological process: positive regulation of chondrocyte differentiation; central nervous system development; regulation of transcription by RNA polymerase II. The transcript is spliced from 19 exons. Lineage: Eukaryota; Metazoa; Chordata; Mammalia; Carnivora; Felidae. Gene Ontology annotation, molecular function: DNA-binding transcription factor activity, RNA polymerase II-specific; RNA polymerase II cis-regulatory region sequence-specific DNA binding.
CUGGGAGGGGAGCCCUGCCUCCUCUCCCUCGCUCAGAUCAAUGCCCUGGCCACUCACUUUCUGAUGUUGCACGACGGGAAAUGCUUUGAAUACUUACGACAUGGCCGCUCACACUGAUUGCCAAGAUUGACAGCACUAACCAUCGCCUUCACUUGUUUCAAGGGGGAAGCCCCUAGUCACCCCGCUCUGCGCGCACCUCCUGGCACCCCGGCGGCAAACUUCUGCCGGUCAACGCUCCCCCCGCCCGGGGCGGGACACCCCCGCAGACUUGAGUUAACGGGCUGCGCCGGCCGCGGCGCUGGGGGGUUCUGCUCCCUUGCUCCCGGGGCUGUGCUAAUUGACCUAGCAUCGAGUCCCCUUCCUUAAUUUUUUUUUUUUAUUUGUAUCUUUCCCUUUUUCUUUAAUGCCAUUUACUCCCGCGGCGCAGCGCACAAGGAGCCCUCCCGUGCGGUACCAUCCUGGAGCCCGCCCAGGUCACUUUCAUGAAUUCAAAGGCAAUUUACCAGUGAUUUCUGGGUGCUGGGGCUGAUUUUUUGUCCGUAUUUACAUUCUAUAUCUUCUGAUGAGGAAAGAAAAAUGCUUCAAGAAGGACUUUGUGACCCCUCAUCACUUUGUAUAAGAGCCCAGAAGAAUGUCUUCCAAGCAAGCCACCUCUCCAUUUGCCUGUGCAGCUGAUGGAGAGGAAGCCAUGACCCAAGAUUUGACCUCAAGGGAAAAGGAAGAGGGCGGUGAUCAACAUGUGGCCUCCCAUCUGCCUCUGCACCCCAUAAUGCACAACAAACCUCACUCUGAGGAGCUACCAACACUUGUCAAUACCAUUCAACAAGAUGCUGACUGGGACACUGUUCUGUCGUCUCAGCAAAGAAUGGAGUCAGAGAAUAAUAAGUUAUGUUCCCUAUAUUCCUUCCGAAAUACCUCUACCUCACCACAUAAGCCUGACGAAGGGAGUCGGGACCGCGAGAUAAUGACCAGUGUUACUUUUGGAACCCCAGAACGCCGCAAAGGAAGCCUUGCCGAUGUGGUGGACACACUGAAACAGAAGAAGCUUGAGGAAAUGACUCGGACUGAACAAGAGGAUUCCUCCUGCAUGGAAAAACUACUUUCAAAAGAUUGGAAGGAAAAAAUGGAAAGACUAAAUACCAGUGAACUUCUUGGAGAAAUUAAAGGUACACCUGAGAGCCUGGCAGAGAAAGAACGGCAACUCUCUACUAUGAUUACCCAGCUGAUCAGUUUACGGGAGCAGCUCUUGGCAGCGCAUGAUGAACAGAAAAAACUGGCAGCCUCACAAAUUGAGAAACAACGGCAGCAAAUGGACCUUGCUCGCCAACAGCAAGAACAGAUUGCAAGACAACAGCAGCAACUUCUGCAGCAGCAGCACAAAAUUAAUCUCCUGCAGCAACAGAUCCAGCAGGUUCAGGGUCACAUGCCUCCGCUCAUGAUCCCAAUUUUUCCACAUGACCAGCGGACCCUGGCAGCAGCUGCUGCCGCCCAGCAGGGCUUCCUCUUCCCCCCUGGAAUAACAUACAAACCAGGUGAUAACUACCCUGUACAGUUCAUUUCAUCAACAAUGGCAGCUGCUGCUACUUCUGGACUCAGCCCUUUACAGCUCCAGAAGGGUCAUGUCUCCCACCCACAAAUUAACCCAAGGCUAAAGGGCCUAAGUGACCGUUUUGGCAGGAGUUUGGACACCUUUGAACAUGGUGGUGGCCACUCUUACAACCACAAACAGAUUGAGCAGCUCUAUGCCGCUCAGCUGGCCAGCAUGCAGGUGUCACCUGGAGCAAAGAUGCCAUCAGCUCCACAGCCACCAAACACAGCAGGGGCAGUCUCACCUACCGGGAUAAAAAAUGAAAAGAGAGGGACCAGCCCUGUAACUCAAGUUAAGGACGAAGCAGCAGCACAGCCGCUAAAUCUCUCUUCCCGACCCAAGACAGCCGAGCCUGUAAAGUCCCCAACAUCUCCCACCCAGAGUCUCUUCCCAGCCAGCAAAACCAGCCCCGUUAAUCUGCCUAACAAAAGCAGCAUCCCCAGCCCCAUUGGAGGAAGUUUGGGAAGAGGAUCCUCUUUAGAUAUCCUGUCCAGUCUCAACUCCCCUGCCCUGUUUGGAGAUCAGGACACAGUGAUGAAAGCCAUUCAGGAGGCUCGGAAGAUGCGAGAACAGAUCCAGCGGGAGCAACAACAGCAACAGCCACAUGGUGUUGAUGGGAAACUAUCUUCCAUGAACAAUAUGGGGCUGAACAACUGCAGGAAUGAAAAGAUUACUGGAGCAAAUCCCACUGAGAGAAGAUGCGCAGUGCCGCCCGGCAGGCUUCCCGGCACAGGUUUCCUUUCCUUACAGGAAAGAACACGCUUUGAGAAUUUGGGGCCCCAGUUAACAGGAAAGUCAAGUGAAGAUGGAAAGCUGGGCCCAGGUGUCAUCGAUCUUACUCGGCCAGAAGAUGCAGAGGGAAGUAAAGCAAUGAAUGGCUCUGCAGCUAAACUACAGCAGUAUUAUUGUUGGCCAACAGGAGGCGCCACUGUGGCUGAAGCACGAGUCUACAGGGAUGCCCGCAGCCGGGCCAGCAGCGAGCCACACAUCAAGCGACCAAUGAAUGCUUUCAUGGUUUGGGCGAAGGAUGAGAGGAGGAAAAUCCUUCAGGCCUUCCCCGACAUGCAUAACUCCAACAUUAGCAAAAUCUUAGGGUCUCGCUGGAAAUCCAUGUCCAACCAAGAGAAGCAACCUUACUAUGAAGAGCAGGCCCGGCUAAGCAAGAUCCACCUAGAGAAGUACCCGAACUAUAAAUACAAACCUCGACCGAAACGCACCUGCAUUGUUGAUGGCAAAAAGCUCCGGAUCGGGGAAUAUAAGCAACUGAUGAGGUCUCGGAGACAGGAGAUGAGGCAGUUCUUUACCGUGGGGCAACAGCCUCAGAUUCCAAUCACCACAGGAACAGGUGUUGUGUAUCCUGGUGCUAUUACUAUGGCAACUACCACACCGUCACCUCAGAUGACAUCUGACUGCUCUAGCACCUCGGCCAGCCCAGAGCCCAGCCUCCCAGUCAUCCAGAGCACUUAUGGUAUGAAGACAGACGGCGGAAGCCUAGCUGGAAACGAAAUGAUUAAUGGAGAGGAUGAAAUGGAAAUGUAUGACGACUAUGAAGAUGACCCCAAAUCAGACUAUAGCAGUGAAAAUGAAGCCCCGGAAGCUGUCAGUGCCAACUGAGGAGUGUUUGUUUGCUGAAUUAAAAUACUUUGACAUUUCACCUCCCCUCCCCCAACAAAAAGUUCUUAAAGAGCCCGCAUGCAUUUGUGGCUCCACAAUUACAUCAGCAGAAUGGUCUUAAUUGUUUCGUAAAGUGUGAGACAGAUUAAGUUUUUCCUGAUUUUUCAUGAACUUGAGUUUUUGUCGUUAUUGUUAUUGUUGUUGUUGUUGUUUUUUUAAUUUAGGUGAAGACAUAUUAAAUAUGAGACACCAGGACUUGAAAACUUAUCUCAACCCAUAGCUGUCUUACAAGUCUUAUAUUUUUGUCUUACUUUUUUUUUUUUUUCUUUUGGAUGUUGAUAAAGGUUUAAGUUACUGUUUUAGAUGGGGUUAAACAUUCUCACUCAGGUAUGCUGUGCCGGCCUACAGGUUGUGAAUGUGUUUUUAUUCUGAAUUCUUUUAGAGAACAACUAAGGAUUUCCUAUCGUGAAACAGAACCAGUCCACAGCGUGCGCAGCUGCGUGCAGAGCAUAUUCAAAAGGCCUCAGAAUUCCAUUGUUUCCACGUGUAGAGUUCAACUCUGAAUGUGCCAAACUUUUUCAUAACUUUUGAAUCUUAAUAUUUUGAAAGUCUUAAAGGAGACACUGCAAAGUCUUAGACAAUCUUUGGCAUCUUAAGAUAACACAACAAACCACACAUUUUUCUUUUCCAGAAAAUGGUAAAGUACUCAGGAAUCUGGAGACAAGAUAUUGUAAGGAAUGAACAAGGUUGCCACAGUGCAGGUACCCAAUCGUGUUUGCCUCUUGACGUGCCAUCCACGUGUGACGCGUUAUACCGCGCGCGCACCAGAGCGAUCACCACACCAGAUACCAACCUGGUGGUCUUCUCUGCCUGAGACCACCUCUCACUACAUCCAUUAUCCCUUUGCCUUUUAACCCUGACAUUCAGUCUUAACACGUUUUCUCUUAAAUUAUUCAUUCCAGAAUGUCAAGGGUCCACUUACUAUUUAUUUGAAAAAAAAAUGUUUGUGGCAUUAAUUUAAUAAUUCUUGUUUUUCACCCUCCUUUCCUGAAGACCUUUUCAGCCCCUUUCACCUCCUUCUCCUGCUAGACACAAAAGAUGCACACAGUGAUUUUAUGUCCCCAGCGCAUCUGGACGCAUUUCUGAAACAAGAUACUAUUCAAUACUUCUACUGGUUUUCAAUGUAAACGUAUAUCUGGCUGCAGGGCUGUGUGUUUGGAUACAGGUGUGAGGUCUUACACUUCAACAGAUAUGCCCCCGAGGUUCUCUGUGACCUCAGAAGCUUUGCCAGAAUCCCCUCUAAUUCAGUUGAGCAGCAGUGGUAGGAUCUGCGUCAGCGGUGUUUCCCCCAAAUGCCAUUCAGCAGCAAGGGUCAGCAGUGGUGACCGCCAGGCAGGAGAGUCCUGCAGCCAAACCCAAAACCCAAGGUUGUGGACCAUGGAGGAGGCUACAGUGAUGCUGUCAUGGGCUGGCAUCUUCUCACGGAGUUGCCUUGUCACAUCUGGUGCAUCUAGGGAGUUUUUGUUGUUGUUGUUGUUUUGUUUUUUGGGUUUUUUUUUUACAAAAUCCCCAGGAUGCAAGAAGCCACAUGACAGCCUCCAGGCAAAGAUAGAGGCAAAUAGUCAUGAUACAUCCAGAGAAUGAAAGAAAACCAUAGGGAAGGAGAAGGAGGGGAAAUACAUUCCCUAUAUGGGAUGUUCCUACUGUUAACUCUGGGGAACGGACGACUUCUGGGGCAGCAGCUGAGCUCCUCUGGCUCACUCCCUCCCUCCAUCCAUGGCCACAUGGGGGGCAUGCCUCCCUGUGAACCAGAUUAACUGCACUGGUCACACAAGGAUUUCUCUGGAGAUGUGCUGAUGGGCUGGGAGGCAGUGAGGUUUCAUUCCCCAUCUCCUAACUCCAGGGAGCUCGGCCAUGCCAUUUUGACCUUCCUGAAACCAGGACUGACUGUCUGUGGGGUGGGGGAGGGCCUCACCCGGAGUGGUUCAAUGGGAAAAUGUCAGUUAAUGGGACAGUUCACUUCAUGGGACAACCCAGAAUCUCACCACCAGGACAUAGGAACGGCCCCAUCAGAUUUCUUGAGCCAUUUCGUCACUUGGAAGAAAAUAGCGUACCUUCAUAUUUAUUUAAAGAGUGCUCAAGGCCAUACCUAAUAGCAAUAAAUAGGUCUAGCCAAGAUGUUACUGGCUAUGUCAUUAGCUGGGAGUGCUCUCCAUAAGCUGAUUAAGGUACUGAUAGGAAUGUUUUGUUCUUAGUAUUGGUUGGGGAUUGGAACUUUGUUUUUGUACAUUUAUUUCAAAUGAGGAGGAGGUCAUUUUUUUCUCAAAAGAAAUGAAUAUUUAUUAUUGUUUUACUGAUUUCUGUUGAUUAUAUAUACCUCUCCUCCUCGCUUCAUUCUCACGUUUUUUCCUUUCUCUUGGACUCUUGCGUUUGCUGUCUCCUCCUCUCUCUUCCUUUUUUAUUUUGUCGCAUAGGUAGAGUGCUGUAUGGCUAGCAUUGUAUUGUAUGUAAUUAAUUUUGCACAAAGGCAAACAUUUAGAAUAGUAGGUUAAUUUUGUUUGUUUUUUAUGACCAUGCCAAAAUAAUAUUCUGGGCUGGUGGAGAACAAAGGACUGUUCUUUAGGACUGAAACUUGAUUUUGCUUGUAGUUAAAAAAAAAAAAAGAAAAAGAAAAAAAAAAAACAACAAAAAACACACACACUCACAGAUGUUGUUUCGUAAGUGUUAUAAGCACUGGAUAUAAAUGGUAUUUUUUAUCACUUCUGACUAAUGUGAAACUUGUACGAAAACUACACGAACAAAAGUCAUCUGUUUCGACUCGUGUGGGCUUGCCUCACAGUUGCCGGAUUUGAGUCAUUUUUAUGUCUUGUUAUUUCAUUUAUUUAUGCAAAAUACAUGUGUGUAUGAACACUUUGUUUUAGCUCCAGCUCUGCCUCAGUACUGGGGUGCAGUCACUUCUGGCCAUGUUCUUAAAAGUGAAAGGCUAUUCAGGAAUGAUCUGAUUGCAAACGUCUCUUUCAUUGGGUCAAACGGCGAUGCUGUAUUUGAAUCUAAAUUCUGUGCAUAAGCAGUUUACUCUAUUUAUUAGCCAAGUUUGGCUCUAAAUAUCCAUGGAAAUUAAGAAUGACAAUCAUAGGGGAUCACUUCGUUUUAUUUUCAGUGGGGCUUAAACAAAGUUUUUAUGACUCUACCAUCUCAUUUUAGAUGUUUCUAAUUGUGUAAAUAUAACAUAGAAAUAGAAUUUAUUUUUGGUUCAUGAAUACGUAGUGAGAUAUAAGUUACGUAUUUCCUUUUUGUUCUCUCUCCGUAUACAUUGGUCCAGACUAGAAGUUGACAAGUCAGUGUACCUCAUGGGGAUAGUGAACUAGCAGCCGCAGUGAGAGAGCAGUGUUCCACCCGCACUGGGGAAGCAAAACCCUUCACUCGGGUUCCCAGGCAGUUUAGAACCCACUGUCCACAGGCUCAGACUUUUACUUAUUUUUUUCUCAUAGAAAGUCGAUGAAUUGAUUAUACUAAAUUUCCAGUACAGCUGGGGAAGAGUCAAUUUGCUUUUGUAAAUCCACAUAAAUCUUCUAAGGUAGUUCUGUGACCAUUUACUAGCAAGAAGCACGAAUGCCUCCGAGACUGACCAUUAAUAAAAGUCCUACCAUGCCAAUUAGAUUAAAGAAUGCUAAUCAACUGUUUUCAGUGCUUCCUAUUUCACAGUAUCUUCAAAUCAAAGAGAAACCAUCUCCAUGUUGUUAAAGAACUUACAGGAUCAGGAUUUUCCUUGUCACUUAGGAUAGGGACACUGGCGCACAAUCCUCUCCUAAAAAAAAAUGGACCAUAUGGGACAGGAAGGAAGGAAGGGAAAGGAAGGAAUGAAGGAAGGAAGAAAAGAAGGAAGGAAGGCAGAGAAAGGAAGGGAGAGAGAAAGAAAAGGUCAAUCCAUGGACAGGAGCAGCCAGGCAAGCGGUUUCUCUAUUUCCUUGGCAGAGGCGAUGCAGUACCUUCUCCAGGAAGGUAAGAAAGUUAUGUCGUUUUCACGUGUAUUCAGCUCAGUCUUCCAGGAGCACAUCAGUUUGCUUCAUUUGGUGUUUGAGACUCGCCAGCCUUGUCCUCAGGCCCGAUUCAUGAUGCCAGGGUCCUGACACAGUCUCCCAGGCCAAGUUCUAAAUUGAGGUGUGGGCUCACAGUGCUGUUGAGCUUGUCAAAUUCUGGCCUCCCCUGCACAUUAGCCCCACUGGAGCCUGGGUGUUUGAAAAGGGUGUGAUCACUCUAGGGCUGAAAUUAAAGGCUUCUUUCUUUUCCUUAUGAAGCCGGGCUGCUUCUUCGGAGCACACCCUCCCAAGCCAGGAGCACCAGGCACUAGCUGAAAGCAGGGAUUAUUCCGAGGAAGCCCAUCUACCCCCAGUAGGAAGGCAGCCUGGUCACUUGAACACCACAGGCAGAGACUGCUUCUCCCAAUUUACUCAUUCUGCAAAGAGCUGACCUCGACCUACUCAUUAGGGAAAGGAGAAAGAAUCACUUAGUAGUUUUAAACCAUAUGAGAAGUCCUGUUCCAAGUGCCAACGACUACAACGAAUGCAGCUAGAGGAAUGUAUUGAAAUUAUUACUGGGUCUUCCUUUCUAAUGAGAAAAAAUGACAAAAAUGGUUGCUGUAGCCUUGCCUGAUUUUGUACACGUUUGUCCAAGGACUGAGUUGGCACUGAAGCUCACUUCUCAAAGUAUAAUAAUAUUGUAUGACCUCAUCUGUCCCUUUACAGAAGCACCUGCAUCAUUUCCUUAAGCCAUCUGCCCCCUGACAUGUCUUCUUCCUUAAUAAACAACUUCUAUCUGUUACUCCUGCUGAUGACGUUCUGUUUCUGAUGCCAUAUACUGUUGAGCGUAGCCCUCUGCUAAUGUCAUUGCAAAUAUCGACACGCAAACACAUUUCCUUUUCAUCCCCAUCCCAUCUUUCCUUCUGGGGACAGAUUGCUUUCCAAAAGCUCAUGAACAAGUAGUGGAAAUGCUGGUACCUUUGGGGCAGGGCUAGAGGAGGGGGUGGGGGUGGGGGACAGAAAGGUAAUGCUGAGUUCAGAUACUCUUCCGAUUGGAGUCCGUGGCUGUAUGAACGCUUGACGGUAACUCAGUUGCUCAGUAGUUUCUUAUUCCUGAAGAACCACAAGCAUAAGGUGAGGCCUCAGUGCUGGUGCUCUUGGAGUAUGGGGAAUGUGCAAAUAUUUAACUGUUUUGUAUGCUGCACAUUGCAGAUCUGCUCAUGUGCAUUCUCCGUUCGUCUUCCUUUGUCAUACGUGUUUUUGCUUUUUUUUUUUUUUUUUGGAAAGUGCAGUCUUUAUUGUACCCUUCUUCAGCUUGUAGCAAAUUAGAAUGCUUAGCAUUUAUGUUCAUUCAUUAUUGUAUUUGCCAUGUAAAAUUUUUAUUACCUUAGACAAGCUUAUAAGCUGUUACUACAUAACUUAUCUUACUGUAACUCUUUUAUUUCCCAACCUUGUAAUUUGUUUGUGAUGUAUAUUGUGAGAUUGUAUUCUAUGUUAAUUUAAUCAGCACAAUUCACUGACAUGCUGGACUGACAUGCUGGCUGCUGUUUCAAAGUGUAAAGUUUGUGUAGGGCUGUUGGGACAACUGUGGCUUGUUGUUGAGGUACUGUGCAACACUGCGGGUGUGGCCCUUACGAUGCCAAGGGCAUUCACUACACCCUCGAGCAAAUUUAACUGCAGAUUUUCUUUGUAGAAAUUCUAUGUAUAACGCAGGUACCUACUUGGCCCAUGGCUGUUAACUAUUUGGGCGAUUAGAAAAACAAGAAAACAAAAACCAUAAAAACUAGUGUCUAUUGCUGCUUUGAAUAUGUUUGAAAGUCUGAAAAUGUAAAUAAUUUAUCAAAAAAAAAUCUUGUACAGUCCAGUGUAAAGUUUUUAAAUGACCUUAAGGGUUACCAUCACAUCUCUCUCACACUCUCCUCUUAAUCAUGGAAAAAAAAGUUUGCUAAGGAUUAAAGAAAUGGGGGGAAAAAGAAUAUCUUCAAAUUUAAAGGAAUGAAUCAUUGUUCUUAGCUUUGUUGCAUACACACAUUUCUUGGAUUUCGUUGUGCAGUAUUGACGUGAGAUAAAACUCAACAUUGAAUAAUCUUUCAGUGGUACUUUUCAAAGUCUUCCCCUCCUCUGCCUCAUAAUUAAGGGAAAAGACAAAAUUGAAAGACGCACUGUCUUUAUCUAUCCUGGUGUAUGUUGGCACCUUAGCUACUUUUUUUUUUCUUUUUGCACAAGGUGCUUUCCUGAUAUGUUAAACAUGCCAUCUUUGGGUGAUAAUGUAUAUGCCAUGAAGGGGCCCCGGCCCCUCAGGGGAGUGUCUAUAAGAACCUGCCUAUUUAUGCUCAUUUACCUCAAGACUGUCCUCUCUACCCUUAAUCUAGUCGUCAUCACUCCAUCUUUUGUACUGCUGUUGACACUUACAAAUUAAAGAUAAAUUUUGUUUUAUGA